AUGACGAAAGAAAAUUCGGAAAAGAAAAAAGAAAAGUUGGUACCACCUGAUGGGGGUUGGGGAUGGAUCGUAGUACUCGGUGUCGGUCUCGUGAACUUUUCCACGAGGUCUUUGGAACCUUCUUUCGGACUCCUUUUCGGAAGUCUUCUUCAAGAACUGUCUAUAGCCACGACUGGAGCCGGUAUAAUAUUCAGCACGUAUGAAGCCAUUGUUAAUUUCAGCGGGAUUUUCGUCGGACCUUUGAUUAAAUCAUAUUCGUAUCGUAAAAUUGCUUUCCUCGGUUCCAUUCUCACAUCUUUGGGUUUGAUAUCGACAUUUCCAGCCUAUUCCAUGGCUCACAUACUCAUAACGUAUAGCAUAGUCGUAGGUUUGGGUGUUGGAUUUUCAUCGUCUGCAACUUUUGUUUCCAUUAAUUAUUACUUCAAAGAAAAACGAGGUCAAGCCGUGGGCAUAGCAAUGACGGGAACCGGAUUGGGACUUCUUCUGAUGCCUCAAGCCAUAAGAUAUUUAACGGAAGAAUACGAUUUCGCAGGUUCGAUACUCAUAAUUGGUGCUUUUGCACUUAACGCAUGCGUCGGUUCUGCCGUUCUUCAACCUUACAAAUGGCAUUUGAAAAAGAUUGAAGAUGAUGAAGAAGCAGAAGAAAUUCUAAACAACGAAGAAGGAAAAAAAAUUCCAUUGAGUAGACAAAAUUCAGAAACGAAAUCUCAAUCGGGAUUUUCAACGUAUCCGCCGCAAAUAACGAUUGAAAACACGAUCGAAGAAGAAGAACAAGAUGAUUUCGAACAUGGCGACGACGACGACGACACAAACAACAAAUACGUGAGCAACGCACAAAUAAGCGUUUUAUCCGUGGAAUCCCAAGAAACAAAACCAACGGAUGAUAAUAAAAUUCCAACGAGACGAGUAUCGGAAUUUCGUCCGAGAUUUUAUUUGCCAAAACCCUACAGAAAAUUUUCACUCACCGAUAAAGAGUCGAAUCGUGAUUCCCUUUUAGAAGAACAAUCAUCUUACUUCAUACAGAAACCAUUAAAUAAAUCAUCGACAGAAGUUAAAUUCGAUAGGUAUUUCGAUGAAAACAUCGGAGGAGUGGGUGGAAGAUCGCAUCACAGACGGCAUUGGUACGAAAGUCCAGGUAUGAGGUACAAUACGUCAUCCGUGAGCAUGAACAAGAGCAAUCAAGAUUUUAAUAAUCAUUUACAAAUUCCAUCGAACGGAACGACAACGAUGAUGAGAAAAAGAAAAAUUUCAACCAUAUCCAAUUUAUCGAGUUUAGAUUACAGUGGGAGUUAUUUAUAUCUUCACGCUAUCGAAAACGAAUUGAAAGACGAGGGUGUUUAUUUUGAUAAGACAAAAGAAACCGAUCAAGAAUCCGUGGGAAAAAAUAAAAAUGAGAAAAAAACAACAUUUUGGCAAAAAUUUUCCGCAUUCAUGGAUUUCGAUUUGCUCAAAGAUCCCAUUUAUCUUAAUUUAUUAUUUGGCGUGUCGAUUUUUUACGUCGCCGAAUCCAAUUUUAAAAUGAUCGUACCUUUUUUCCUCGCGGAUUUGGGUCACACAAAAUCCGAAAUGGCUUUUUGUUUAUCCAUGAUGGCGGCGAGCGACAUUGCCGCGAGAUUAAUAUUGCCUCCGAUAUGUGACAAACUUAAAAUUUCAAGAAGGACGUCCUUUUUAAUUGCCGCCAUUUGUUGCGGUUUAUCAAGAUCAGCAUUGGCAGAAACUCACGAAUGGAUCAAACUUGAAACUAUAUUAAUUAUAAGUGGAUUUUUCAGAGGAGCCACAUUAAUUAAUUUCAUGUUGGUUAUACCUGAAUAUUGCGACAACAAAUUAAACAAACUUCCAGCGGCAUUAGGUAUUCACAUGGUCGCAAAGGGUAUUUUUCUAAUAACAAUCGGUCCUUUAAUAGGAUUGGUGAGGGAUUUAACAAACAGUUACCCUCUUUGCAUUCACGUACAAAAUGUACUUAUACUUUUAUGUGCCAUCGCUUGGAUUAUAGAAUAUAUGAUAAUAAGUAGAAAACAUAAAGAUUUGGAACAAAAUGUCACAUGA
Messenger RNA from Pediculus humanus corporis (human body louse), 2046 nucleotides. RefSeq lists its product as uncharacterized. The transcript has 9 exons. Gene Ontology annotation, molecular function: monocarboxylic acid transmembrane transporter activity. Gene Ontology annotation, biological process: monocarboxylic acid transport; transmembrane transport. Bases 1 to 2046 code for a protein of 681 amino acids. The record is from RefSeq and is a predicted model, not a curated record. Lineage: Eukaryota; Metazoa; Arthropoda; Insecta; Psocodea; Pediculidae.